Messenger RNA from Rosa rugosa (rugosa rose), 965 nucleotides. RefSeq lists its product as uncharacterized. NCBI's taxonomy places the organism in Eukaryota, Viridiplantae, Streptophyta, Magnoliopsida, Rosales, Rosaceae. The transcript has 5 exons. The record is from RefSeq and is a predicted model, not a curated record. The coding region runs from base 46 to 297 and encodes 83 amino acids.
UCAUGGCAGGUUGUACCAUCAUCCAAGCCAAGGGAAGAAGCAGGGAUGUAUUGGGGGUGCAAAGUGCGCUAUGCUUCCAAUAUCACUUCGGUAAUGACUGAAUGUCCAUACGAGGGUGGCUAUGAUCAUUUGAUUAGGACCUCAGAGCAUGGUCAGAUUAUCAAUUCCUCCGAUUUCACUAUACCCACUUUCAGGCAUCUAUUGAUUGCGUUUGGUGGACUUGCUGGGUUGGAAGAGAGCAUUGAAGAGGAUCAUAACUUAAAGGCAAAGAAUGUGCGGGAGGUGUUUGACAUAUAGCGCGCGGGUGGUUAUCUUGUGGAACUGAGUUUGCUUGACUACUGCUGUGUUCGAUUCCUACCAUCAGUUAUUGCUGCAUUAGCGGUUUUUCUUACAAGGUUCACAAUCCAGCCUGAGGUUCAUGCCUGAGUAAGAAACAAUGUAGCGAACUUAGUAAUUAGCUGGGACUUGCAAGGACUUGCUGGUUAUAAACCUUCUGACUUACAAGAUUGUGUCCUUGCCCUUCAUGACUUGCAGCUGAAUAAAUAAGGAAGCAAUUUGCAAGCAGAUAGAGAUAAAUAUAUGCAAGCAAAGGUAAUGUAGUUUUAUGUUCAGGUAAUUUGCAUCUUGAAACUGCCCCAUGCAAAUUUGUUGAUAUUCUGAGUUUAACUUCCAGAAGGGCUUAUAUAUUUGUAAAUGGAUGGAAAUUACAGUACAUGUGUAAGUUGUAUGUGCAUUUCUAAAAAGACAUGUGCAAGUUGUUAACAUUUUUUCAGAGUUUCAACAGUCUUCAAUUAUGAGAGUGAAGACUGUGAAUGAAGACAUUAGAACCGUAACCAAGGAUGCCCGCUUUGUGGUAGUGAUCCAAAGCUCGAGAAGCAACAUAAAUGAGUUGGAGUGGGAUCUUAGAGUGAGAGAAGCAAGUACUAUGGAUUACCUCCUUUCAGCAUAUGAGCUACCAAGUUUGA